Molecule: messenger RNA, 831 nt
Organism: Effrenium voratum
Lineage: Eukaryota; Dinophyceae; Suessiales; Symbiodiniaceae
Source: the annotation of a GenBank genome assembly
AUGGCGGCGAGGUCCGUCCAGAGAUCGGGUGUGCUCAUGUCGAUGCGUUUUGUGAUUAUGGCUGUUGCGGUGCUCGCGGCCGGUGCCGCGGGUUUCCUGGCGAUGAACAUGAUGGGAGCGUCCGGCCCGACCGAGACUGUCGUGGUCGCGCCCUCCGCCCCGGCCAUCGAGCUCGACGAGGUUCUGGUCGCCACCGAGACGCUGACGACCGGCGCUCGGGUGGAAAACCGAAUCCGCUGGCAAGACUGGCCGACCGGCGCGCUCUCGCCCGACUUCAUCACCCGCUCGAGCCGGCCCGACGCCAUCAGCGAACUCUCUGAUUCCGUCGUUCGGGCCACCAUCUCUCAGGGCGAGCCGAUCCGCCCGAUCAAGCUGCUGGGCGCCGAUCAGAGCUUCAUGUCGUCCAUCCUGCCGGCCGGCAAGCGCGCCGUGGCCACCGAGAUCGCAGCCGACACAUCGGCGGGCGGCUUCAUCCUUCCGGACGACUAUGUCGAUGUCAUCAUGGUCAGCCGGGAGAACGAUGGCGGGUUCCGGACGGAAACGAUUCUGAACUCCAUCCGCAUCCUGGCCAUCGACCAGACCAUUCGCGAGGAUGAGGAAGGCCGGCUCGUCCAGGUUGGCCAGACCGCCACAUUGGAACUGACGCCCCAACAGGCCGAGAUCAUCACCGUUGCGCGACAGAUGGCCGACCGGCUGACGCUUGCGCUGCGCUCGGUGAAGGAUGUCAGCCCGGCCGAGGCCGAGAACGCCGCCGACCAUCUGAUCGGCGCGGGUCCGGGCGGAACGAUCACCGUCAUCAAGGGCGGCCAGAGAGUGACGUCAGCGCCAUGA